Haplochromis burtoni (Burton's mouthbrooder) is the source of this 6889-nucleotide messenger RNA. Its product is annotated as zinc finger, matrin-type 3. Lineage: Eukaryota; Metazoa; Chordata; Actinopteri; Cichliformes; Cichlidae. The record is from RefSeq and is a predicted model, not a curated record. The transcript is spliced from 6 exons. Gene Ontology annotation, molecular function: nucleic acid binding; zinc ion binding. The coding region runs from base 263 to 1750 and encodes 495 amino acids.
GGCUGGGUUUAUGUCAUUAAAAUCUAGUUUAGAGAAUAAGAACAUCGUUGCUGAUGUUUAAUGUGAAAACACCCGCUCAUCUGGCAUGUAAGUCAAGGAUUAGCACGUUUUCUCCCUUGGUGUCGCCUUCUGAAUUUCCACUCUCCUCUCUCGGGCACCCCUCCGGUGAGAGCCGCGGCGUCUGAGCGUUGGUAGGGACUGUCAUCCUGCCUGGCUGCCCGGUUUUUUGGAGAGGAGAAGUUGGCAGAGGGAUGUUCCUGCGAUGAUGGCGCUGCAGCUUAAGAGCGGGGAUGCCGCGUACUACCAGAGUGCAGAAUACUGCAGAAACUACACUUCGCCGCCUGUCAGCUACGGUGACAGCAGCCAUUAUCUCGCACGAUUGCCAGGUCCAGAAACCAUGUUGAAGCCUCCCCUGAGUCUCUUCAGUCAUCCCCAGCAGCCUUUCCAACACAUGGAUUCUUUACAUCAGUUGGGACCUCCGCCAAUGGCACCUGCACACCCUCUUGGUCCACCACCCAUUGCCCCCGCUCAAUCUAUUGGACCUCCAACUAUGGCUCAUGGCCAGAGUCUAGGCCCGCCUCCCAUAAAUGCACCUCAUACAUUAAGGCCUCCUCCCAUUACCCCGCCACACACUUUAGGCCCCCCUCCAAUGCCUCCAGGUCAGUCAUUGGGGCCUCCACCAAUGGCACACACCCUGGGUCCCCCACCAGUAGAUCACACACAAGCAAUAGUGCCUCCAACCAUGGACCUUACACAGCAGCUGGGGCCUCCACAUAUGAACCCUGCACAAGCACUGGUGCCUCCACCUGUAGUGGCACCAACAGCAGGUCGAUUUCCCCUCCCUCCCAGCCCCUUGUCCUCACCUCCUGCUCCCGGCCCUGACCCUUCACAGAUGCCCCCAAGGCCCCUAGGACCAGCCCUCAUCCCAGCUACAGUGUCCAGCCUCAUCUGCGGUCCACUCCCAGGCCAGGCAGCCCCAACCAGUGAGCAGCCCCAGGAUGAGGGCUCCUCGCUGGGGACAGAGGAGCAGGAGGACUCUCUGGGACUAGAAGAACUGUGUAAACCGCUGUACUGUAAACUCUGCAACGUUACCCUCAACUCUGCUCAGCAGGCACAGGCUCACUACCAGGGAAAGAACCACAGUAAAAAGCUACGAAAUUUCUAUGCUGGCAGUCAGCAGCCACCGGCCAUCAGGAUCCCAGAAGCCUUUGAGACUGCGGGCCAGACGGCCCUGAGCUCAGGGUCCAGCGACAGUGACGCAGGCAGGCAGGCGCUGUAUAAGGGGGCACCCAGGGUCAUCUUGGCCACAGAGAAUGACUAUUGUAAAUUGUGCGACGCUUCCUUCAGUUCACCAGCAGUUGCACAGGCCCACUACCAGGGCAAGAACCAUGCCAAGAAACUACGGCUGGCUGAGGCCCAACAGAAUGCGAGUACCAUGGAAAGCAGCAAUGAGACAACUCCGAGAAGGAACAGGAAAGAUGGCAGUGAGUACCGGCUAGUGAAAAAUCGUCGCAGCCCACAAGUACCCGCUUCCAUGCCAGGGCCGUACUACAACCCCAGACCGAGGCAGCGCAUCCCCCGGGACUUGGCCAUGUGCGUGACUCCCAGCGGACAGUUCUACUGCUCCAUGUGCAACUGCGGGGCCGAGCAGGAGACGGACUUCAGGCAGCAUUUGGAGAGCAAGCAGCACAAAGCAAAAGUGUCGGAGCUAAGAUACCGCCAUGAGAUGGAGAACCUCGGCUACAGCUAAGAGACACAAGAGGGGAAGGGAAGAGAACAUGUAAAGAGUACAAGAACGCAGGGCAGGAAACUGAAAAUACUGCCAUACUUUUGAAGAGCAUAUUUAGUGGAGUGAUUACAUCAAGAUCUUUUUGCACUUUAUUUGGUGUAUGGAUUAAACACAUAAUCUUUCAAUUUGAUAGGAAAUAUAUAAAUAGAGGUGGCUGGUUGUGGCUCAGGUGGUAGAUCAGAUUGUCCACAAAGUGCAGGGUUGACAGUUUGAUCCCUAUUUCCUGAUAGACAGCCCAGCUUUUCGUGUCGCAUCUGCUCUGAUACAGGAGGCUAAAAUUGGAUUCCAUUAAUCCUUGUAUUGCUCUAGAAAGUGUGUAUUUAAUCAGCUCAUAACAUUCAGAGGAAAUUGUAGAUUUUUAAUCUUAAAACUUUGAACAAAAAAAAAAUCUGUUUUCUAGCCACAGAAUCAGACUACAUUUUUAAGCCAUUAUCCUUUCUUAUACUUUCUGCUCCAGUUCCUCCAAAGCUUUAAGUGGGUUACAUUCUGACUCAGGGCACAGGUAAAUGCAAAAGAAAUGCAAAGAAAUCUGAAAGAGGGGAAAUCAGGGUUUUGCUUUUUUGGCAGAAAGUUAGGUGGACAUGAGAAGAGGCUCAAGAAGCCUCAGCGAAGACAAAGAUACGCAGAAAACUUGAAAAGUACAAAAAUGCAGACAAGGGUGAGUGAGGGGGCAAUUCCUUUAUGUUACAAAAACUUGGGAAAACAACUACUAAGUUUUAGUUUGAGAUGAUUUUUUAAACUCUUACGAGUCAUUUAGCCCUGCAGGUAUUUUUUAUAGGUCCUGCAGCAGGGACUGCAGGGGAAAACUUACAACCACAGAGCCACACGGGACACAAAUUCAGCAUCUUUACAACCAAACAGAUGUAGUAAAAUCCAAAGCACUACUUGCUAAUUUAAAAAAAAAGCACAAUGAAUUUCACCUAAUGAAACAGUGUUAUAUGAAACUGUGAGCCUUAGCUGACUUCCUACUUGUCCUGAGGUGUGUAUCAGGCUGAAGGCUCUUGCAAGCCUUGCUGGUGCCUUUGGAGGAAGUUAGGCUAAAGAGUAAGCUUUGGCUAGCCAUUUUGGCAAUAUAGUAAAAAACCAAUCUGUCACAUUGAUUGGAUUUUUCUGUAUUCACAAAUGUUAUGUAAAUAUUCUUAAUAUUGCAUUAUAGAUGUAAAUAGACUAUAGUAGACAUGAAUCCUAUUGAUUAUUUGAUCAGUGUUAGCUCACCAUCUCUUGUAAACUCUCAUAAUCUAUUUAACAACUAUCAGGAAUCUUGUAAGUGAGCACUGAGUGAAUGUCUUCUUUUUUGAGCACUGUAUGUUUGUGUGUGGAUUUCACUGUAGGCCCUCCGUACCACUUUGGAUGGCGCCUUUGUAAGUAACUCUGGUACCGUCAGUUCUGGUUAAAAAGCUGCUAGUCUCAUCGUUUUUACUUUGGAAGGAAGGAGAACAGAGUGCCAGCAGAGGCUGCCCCUAAGGGCGAAACAUGCUUUGAUGACGAGAACAAGACAAAAUUUUCCUCUUGAAAAACGCUCAAACGCGCAAACGCUUUCAAACCGAACGCACUUAACUCUAAACUUCAAAUUGACUCGCAAAUUGCAGCGCUCCUGGAUGUUUCUGCUUGUGAGACAUGUCAUUUAAUACUCCCAGUCUUGAUUCCCAGAGGGGACGUACGCAGGUUUUACUGCAGUGUGUGCAACGACUGCUAAAUAGUAACAUGGACUGUGCCGCAAUGGUUUUAUUUUAUGUUGCUUUGGCCUGUUUGUGUUGCUUUUUCCACAUACGAGGAGAUCCAGCUGUGUUCCUGUGUUUAGCCCGUUCUGGGGGAAAAAAAGUUAUAUAAUUGAAGUUAAAUUGGAUUAACUGUUCCAGUUUAAUGGUCCUGAGCCGAACACAGCAAGUUGUCACAAGGCAUUCAAAGUCUAUAGUCACAUUUAAAAUUGCUAAAAAAAUAAGUACUAAUAAAAUGAGUCUUUUAUGCUGAUCUUCGCCACAGAUAUCAAUGAUAGUGAAGGGGUCACAAAAUGUACAUAUUCAAGCAGAAAAGCUUGUCAUUCAAAGCCCUUCUUACUAAUCCUUUAAAAUAGAACGGUGCUUUUCCCCCAUUGUAACAGAAAAAGAUUAUCAGCAUACACCUGUGUUUUUUUUUCAGUGUUCAAAAAUCAAUAAUUUGUUAUUGAAAAGAGAAGAAAAACCUCCCCUUUAAAUCUGCUUUUGCGGAAAAAAACCAUUCCUCAGUAAUUAAAUCAGUCUGAUCAGUUCAUAUAAUUAGAUGAGCUGGAAAGCAGAAUUGAAAGCAGCAUCCUGGCCUUCUCUUUGCUCGGCUUUGUUUGCUGCAGGGAGAGGCAGCUGCUCACAUCUUAUAUUUGUCUCCAGAGCACAAAUACACACACUUGACCACACACUAGGAUGCUCGGGAGAAUAGCACUGUGAGAACAAAGCGCUGUGGCAUUUUUGGGGAUUAAAACGCAACAGCAAGGCAGAGCUAGAGGGACGUACAAGCAGAAGGCAUUCAAAAUAAAGUGCUCGCCUAUUUAUUAGCCCACCUUGCCGCACAGUUUAAUGAAACAGGAACAAAAAGCCGUGGGUGAGCUAGUCUUGCGCGUUGAGGCAGAGUUGCAGUCUGUUAAUAGCUCUCCUCCUCCUAGAAAUAACAUGCUUUGUCUUACAUGAAAGCGCUGGGAGCAUUACCUUUUAUUACGCUGACAGGCUCUUGGACUCAAAAUGAGAGUCACACUCCAGUGCAGCUAUUGAAAACCUUCUGCAAGUGCAGGAAAUGAUAAGCUGGAGAAAACGAGGAGAUCACAGGAAGCUAGUGGGCUCCUACAAAUACAGCCUAAAGAUCCAGACAGAAAUGUUCAUAGUGGAGCGUUUGGACCCCUUUCUGUGAUAAUUCCACCUGUUUUGUGGCUUUUUACCACUUAACAUGAGGCACUGAUACUUAAUAUUUCCUUGUUUGAUAGUAAGUUUGUCGCGUAACUUCUGUAUAAAUGCUGCCCAUUUACCAUAAAUUCAGAUGGCAAAUGGGCAGCAUUAUUUGUAACUCACACAACCUAUUGAUGACAUUAAAAAAACAUUAAACGCAACCUGUCUUUGUGCCACACACCAGCAAAGUAUCAGCUGCCAUCAAGAUGCCCCAGAAAUCCCUGGUCUGUGUCAAAACCAACACAAAGUGAAGUACUGGUUGUUUCUGGGGGAAUCAUGUGGCUCUCACAGGGAUGUAGAGGUGAAUUCUUUGACGGAUAGGGAUCGGUAUCAUGGCGCUAUUACGCACAUACUGUUGUUAUUCUGCAUCUUAUUCAUUAACUUUACAUUAACCCAUGGUCACACAAUCAAGUUAAUUUCAUGUGGGCUGUAGGCUACCAGCAUACGUGACACAUGUGGGUCAGUGGCAGGUGAACUAGUGGAAAACUGCAUAUUCCCGCCAACGUGUGCGAGAUCUCUGUCGUUUUCCCCCCACAAAGAUGACAUUUGAUGACCUUCCCUUCAUGUUGAGUUUUGACACCUCAGUGUACAUCAGGAAAGACGUGGUUGAUGACCAUUAGAACAGUUUGCAGGUUUUUCCAAAGGUAGCUGCACAGGCAGAGACCACCAUCACUAACCUCUGAUGCACACCCAGUCAUUUUGUUCUAUAAGCAGUCCUGAAAUUUGACAGAAAGAGCUUCAGGUAGGCUUCUAAGGGAUAAAUAAAAUGUCACAACAGUUGUGAUUUGGCACUAUAUAAACAAACUUAAACGGAACUGAAUUGAAUUUCAAUCUUGGAGCUAAUGUUUAAUUUGCUCUGGCAGAAUGCGUCUGCCAUCCCCCAACUUUCAAAUAGAUUUCCACCUGAUCUUGUCUGUGCCAGUCCAAUUACAGCCGGUUAUCAACUACAGGGCGAGUUUGAUGCACCGACUCACCCCUCUGAACGCUGUAAUCACUUUACAUUUUUCCCUCAACAUGACGCCACACGUUGCUCUGAGUGUUUACAGGUCUAAUUGCAUCCAGGAGCAUUGAAACAGACUAAUUUGCAUAAGCGCACGUCGUAGGUGAUGCCAGGCUAAUUAUCUAGUAUUGUAGAAAGGUUGGCGUUAGCUCCAGGUUCAAAGGGCAGCGUGCACAGGAAAUAAUAGGAAACAAUCUGUGUCAGUGUCCACGCACCGAUCGAUAUGUCACACGAGUUGGGCCUCAAGAGGAUUUACAAGGACAAACAAGUGUUUGUAAUCAACAUUUGAUUCUAAAACGUCUGUUUUCUUUUCAAGAGCUUAAAAAAUGACAAAAUUUUUGUGUAGCAGGAAAAUCUCAGAAGCAGAAGGGUCUUGCUGAAAAUAAACGAUUAAGCCUGAAAAAACGUGGCAAACACAAUUUGCACUUAAUGAGCUGAAACACAGCAGCCCACCAGUUAAGUGCUCCUUUUACACAAGACUAUUUUUGGAAGGAUAUUGUAGCGCUGAAACGUUUUUAUGUUGUUUUUAUGUUGUUUUUAUGUUGUUUUUUUGUUGUUUUUUUGUUGUUUGCCAUUUGGGGUUUUUGCAUCAGAGGAUUUCUAUUAAUUGGACAAAUGUUUCACACAGACAAAGGCCAAAAACGUAAAUAAAUAAAAGCACUGUGGGAAAUAAAUGUAUUUACAUCAACAUAUGUCCAUUAACCGGUACAAAUGAUUUAAAUUGGACUGUUUAGUUAUUAUUUAGUAUGUUAAUGUGCUGAAACAGUUACUAUCUGGGGCACUGUAUCCAUUUCUAUUCUAUGUUUACUUGGUAGAAACUAUAGAGAAUGUGAGUACAAUAUACUUAAUAAUUAUUGGUUUCACUUAUCUAUUUGCGGCUCUACUUCAGCAGCACAGGUUAAUAAGUUAAACUUCAGUGCUUCGCAGUAAAUGACAGAGUGUGUUACGUAUCGCACUGUAUAAAAUGUAUCUGGUUUAUUUUGUGCAUGAGUACAGUCAUACCUAAUAACUGUUAAGAUCUUUCUACCACAGGCUGAGACUAUAAGGCUGCUGUUCAGGAGUAUUUAAUGAAGUUUACACAGCUGGUUGUUUGGAAAUGUCUGUGUGCUGUGAGGAAUCUGCAAAAUGCUACUGGAAAAAAAAAUCCCACGUUUGCAGUGAAUAUAAAAAUACACUGAUGUUUAUUUA